AUGCCCUCCAAGGCAAGAUCGUUAUUCGAGCUCACUAGGCUCCAUUGGUUUCCAGUGGGGAGCGACUUAAUUUUUUGGCCCUUUGGUUGGGGUUUCCUGUCUGCGGCAUAUCAUGUGGCGUUGCCCAUGAACGAAGUUGUAAAGGAUUUCCUGUUCUACGCAUUGCUGGGCACACUGGCGCACAGCGCGGGAUGUGUCAUAAAUGACAUGCUUGACCGCGACUUCGAUCGCAAAGUGGUAGAACGCUCAAAGGACCGACCGAUCGCAUCAGGAGCUGUCUCUAGGUCAGAGGCUUCAGUUCUUCUGGCUGUUCUCGUCGCUGCCAUUUAUUACAUGUUUUCGACUGCUGGCACCGCAGCUUUCUCAAUUGGUGUUGUUGGGCUUCCUGCGUGUGGUGGUGCGUAUCCGCUGAUGAAGCGCUGGAUGUACUGGCCUUCUUUGUUCCUCGGCUUCGCUUGCAGCUGGGCCGUCCCAUUCACUUGGGUUGCAACGACGGGCCAGUUCAAUUGGGACAUCAUCCUUACCAUCGCAAUUGCGUCAUGCUGCUGGACAUGUCUUUACGACACCAUUUACGCAUGUCAGGACAUGAAAGACGACGAGAUGGCUGGAGUCAAGUCCAUGGCAGUCAGUUUGGGCGAAGUCAUUCGUCCUGCAUUGAGUUUAUUUGACUUGACCUUCUUUGGGUGCCUUUCGUGGGCUGGGUACUUGAACGGCCAGCGCCUCCCGUUCUAUUUGAUAAGUGUCAUCGCGCCGUUCCUCCUCUGUCUCUGGCACAUAUGGUCAUUUGACCAACAUGAUCCCAAAGAUAGCUGGAAGACAUUCAUGGUGCGUCUCGACAUAGUCACAUGUGCUCAAUCUCAUAUUAUUCUGUGCUCCAGGCGAGUCGCCAUGGCGCGGCGAUGGUAUGCGCUGGAUUGCUUGUAG
Molecule: messenger RNA, 924 nt
Organism: Suillus clintonianus
Lineage: Eukaryota; Fungi; Basidiomycota; Agaricomycetes; Boletales; Suillaceae
Product: UbiA prenyltransferase
Exons: 7
Coding region: 1-924 (307 amino acids)
Biological process (GO): ubiquinone biosynthetic process
Cellular component (GO): mitochondrial inner membrane
Molecular function (GO): 4-hydroxybenzoate polyprenyltransferase activity
Source: RefSeq, a predicted model, not a curated record